Messenger RNA from Pelodiscus sinensis (Chinese soft-shelled turtle), 1146 nucleotides. It is a transcript of the gene RNF212, whose product is annotated as ring finger protein 212. The record is from RefSeq and is a predicted model, not a curated record. Gene Ontology annotation, biological process: homologous chromosome pairing at meiosis; protein sumoylation; reciprocal meiotic recombination. Gene Ontology annotation, molecular function: SUMO transferase activity. Gene Ontology annotation, cellular component: synaptonemal complex. Lineage: Eukaryota; Metazoa; Chordata; Testudines; Trionychidae.
GGGGGCACAGGAGGCAAGGAGAGGAGGCAGCCUCCAUCGCGGCUGGGCUCUCUGGGUGCCUUAGCUCCCCUGAUCCCCCAUCAAGAUGGCUGCCCUGGUGUUCUGCAACGUGUGUUUCCGCCAGCCCCGAACGGCCACGCCCAGGUUCAGCCUCACCAAUUGCGGCCAUGUGAUCUGUGAGCCGUGUCUUCAGAAAGGCAAAAAAGAUGAAUGUUUGAUUUGUAGAGCUCCUUGCCGUACAAUAUUUCUUUCUAAAACGACAAAUCCUGAAAUUCAGUCACUGUUUAUGGGAAUAGAUAUAUUAUGCAAAAAGUAUUCAAAAGAAAUUACACUGAUUUCAGAAUUUCAAGAAAAACACAGAAGACGUUUAUUAGCAUACUACAGAGGAAAGAUUGCAAAAUUGGAAGACUCUCUUAAGAAGGCAACACAACAGACACAUCCAAUUCAAUGCACGAGGCCUCCCCAACAAACUACUCAUCUGACUGUUUCCGCUACAGUUAGAAAUCCCAUUUCUAUUCCUUCAGCAAAGCAGAAUGGGUAUUCACCAUACUCACUUCAUCCCAGCUGCCCAUCAACCUCAGAAAGGAUAGAAUCCAUGGAUGUUGACCAUGUACCUUCCCCAAUGAGGAAAUCUGAGACAGUGACUGGUCCAACAAGACUGUCAUUGAUAAGCCCACCUCGUGAUGGACGUAUGGGUAGUAUUUCUUAUAAAGGUUGUCAAUCAUCAAGAUUAACAGCAAGUCAGAAUAGCAUAGCAGGAUCUCUAAGGUCAACACCAUUAAGAAUGCCACAUACCGGAUAUUCGUUCACUUCAUCAUCUGGAUCACAAAGUAGUAGAACAGGCACAUGGGAUACUUCUGGUUUCAGAACUCCUCAGUUGUAUGCAUGUACAACACCUUCCUCACAGUCAUCUGUAACCAGACAGCCAAUCACCAUCUCCAGUCUUCUACAGAGGCAACAUGUAGGGUCUACUAAUCUUGGAGGACAUUCAGUAGAAAGAUAAGCAAUCUGAAUUAAAUAAGCAUCUGGAGAAACUCUCCACUAGCUUGUAUACAUCAGAGUAUGUGUAAUUUCUAUAAAAUGUAAUACUGGAAUAAAAUAAUGAACUGGUCACCUUGGUGAAAGCACUUUUAAAAUAAAAUUGCU